This is a messenger RNA of Lottia gigantea (owl limpet), 1258 nucleotides long. RefSeq lists its product as hypothetical. The record is from RefSeq and is a predicted model, not a curated record. Gene Ontology annotation, molecular function: protein binding. The coding region runs from base 56 to 1021 and encodes 321 amino acids. The transcript is spliced from 7 exons. Gene Ontology annotation, cellular component: nuclear pore outer ring. NCBI's taxonomy places the organism in Eukaryota, Metazoa, Mollusca, Gastropoda, Lottiidae.
GUUGUAAACAGAAAGGCGCGUGUCUUGUUUGUAAACAAAUCUUAAAAAUCUUAAAAUGACAGAUGAUUCAAAUUACAGACAAUACAACAUUCCAAGAUCAGAUGUAGUGCAGUGUGUUGAAUUUUCUCCGUUUGAAUGGUCAUCAAAACUGCUUGCCGUUGCAACCGGUAGCAGAGUUGCAAUUUUCUCUUGCAGAUUUCAGGAAGAAGAUAAUGAAGUGAAUGGGUUUGAAUAUAAUCACAUUAGAGAAUUUAAACUAGAUUGUAAAUCAUCUGCCAUAGCCUGGAGUCCAGGAACCUCUCUCAGUACUCUUCCUAAAGUAAUGUGUUUUAUUGCCGCUGGGGUUGAUUAUAAAUUAAGAUUACUACAGUCUGAUUUAAAAGAUGAUGAUACAGUUUUAGCAUUUGAAGGCCAUUCAUCUUAUGUGAAUUCAGUAACAUUUGAACCAAACCAAGGAGAACAAAUAGCGAGUACUGGUGAUGAUUUAACAUGUCGUAUUUGGAAUAAAGAUGGGGAUAUGUUGACAUUAUUUCAAUUAACAUCACCUGGUAUGUCAGUUUGUUGGCAUAAUGAAGAAGAUAUGAAGAUUUUAGUUGGUCAGAAGAAUGGAGUCAUCAGAAUUUUUAGUUUACAUAAUCAACAACCUAUAAUGAGUUUAAAUUGUGGUCAAACACCAUUAAUGUCUACUGAUUGGUCCAGACAUAAUUGUUUAUUAGUUGGUGCUAUUGCAGGUAGUGACUGGAUGAUGUUUGAUACCUCUUUAUCCAGUCAACCUAUAGAAAAACGUCAAGCUCACAUUGAUGGAGGAAAAAUAUUUCGCUGGUCAAGAUGUCAUGAAAGUUUAUUAGCUACAAUUGGACGACCUGGUAGACAAAUAAAAGUUUUUAACACCAGACAUCAACAGCUCCAUAUAAAUACAUCACUACCAGUAGCUUAUGGACUAACCUGGCAUCUGAACCUUCCUAUUAUUGCUGUAGGUGGAGAUAAAAGAGUUCAUAUAUGGGUUGUAGAGUCAGCUUGAAAACAACCUACAGUUUGAAAAUUGAAUCAUUGUUACAAUAUAGGAAUGUCUGUUUUGAAAAGAGAAUUGAGUUUGAGAUAAUGAAAUAGAUUAAAUUGAAUGUAUGAGUGAUGGAUCUCAAAAAUUAUUCUUUUUAAAAUAUAUACCAGAAAAAUAACUCUAAAAGAUACACAUUUAUUGUUUUGUAUAGUGAGUAAUAUGUAAAAUAAAACUUGAAAGUCAAUAAAUUGAUAAAGU